CUCGACACUCCACUCUGACUUCUUCUCAACGUCAACGCAUAGAAGGCAUUCAAGAUGCCCCUGCCCUCUUCAAAGAAGAAUGUAGGCCUCGGCCACGCCAUCAUCAACCGAGUCUCUCGCGACGCCAAGUCACGCCCCCGCUCAGAGUUCCACACAACGGACGUCUCCUCCUCUUCAAAGCACGGCCUCGCCUCAGUCACUCAACAAGGAGAUCUCGAGGAAUUCCUGAAUACGGCUCAGCUGGCCGAGCAGGACUUCACCGCCGAACGUAGAAAUGUUACCGUUGUGCAGGCUCCGAGCAACGCGAGGGGAGCAGCCAGCCGGAGGGGGGAGAACCCUUUCCUCCUCGGUGGACACGACGAGGCUGUCACACUUCAGCGUCAACGAGAGAACAAGCAGCGACUCCGCGUCCCCCGACGUCCGGCUUGGGACGCCAAGACCACUCCCGCAGAGCUGAACAGGAGGGAGAAGGAUUCUUUCCUCGAGUGGCGCAGGAACCUCGCGCAGCUCACUGAUGCGCAACAUUUCAUCCUUACGCCCUUCGAGCGCAACAUUGAGGUGUGGAGACAGCUCUGGCGAGUAUUGGAGCGCAGUCACCUUGUGGUGCAAAUUGUCGACGCAAGGAACCCACUCAAGUUCAGGUGCGAGGAUUUGGAGAGAUACGUCGAGCAGCUGGGCGUGGUGAGCAAGGAGGGAUUGAGCUAUGUAGGUGGAGAGGGGAGUAGCGGAAUGGGCCCGAGGCGGAACCUGCUACUCAUCAACAAGGCGGAUCUGCUGGACGAGGGGCAGAGGAAGACGUGGGCAAAGUGGUUCGACGAGCGAGGCAUCCGUUACGCCUUCUUCAGUGCGGCGAAUGCAGCGGCGGUCCAGGCGGCAGCUGCGGCCGCUGAAGCCGAGCAGGAAGCCAAGGAAGCGGAAGACGAAGAACAAGGAGACGAGAACGACGUUGAGGAAGCCGAAAGCGAGGACGACGAGGACGUCGCAGAGUCAGGCGACGAGGACGCUAAGCUCUCUGAGGCAGUGCAAGCCGCACACCUCGCCAAGCCUCUCGUAGGCUCCGAGCCUGCGACCGUAGCUCGUGAGACAGCUUCCGCCGGCCACCAGUCCACCCUCAGCGAGGCAGUCGACGAGGCUACCACCACGCACUCGGCGGCGGCCCCCUCUCACUCGCAAGCCGACCCCACCCGGGUCCUCAACGUUCUUGAGCUCGAAGAACUCUUCAUGGCCUCCGCUCCACCUCUGAGCGACUUUCACAGCAGUGCAACAAAUGGCACUCCCUCGCACCUCACAGUCGGCCUUGUCGGUUACCCCAACGUAGGCAAGUCUUCAACAAUCAACGCACUGCUCGGCUCCAAGAAGGUGUCCGUCUCCUCCACGCCCGGUAAGACGAAGCACUUCCAAACCCUCCCCUUCAGCGACCGUGUCACUCUCUGCGACUGUCCUGGUCUAGUAUUCCCGCAGUUUGCUACGAGCACCGGGGAGCUGAUCGUGGAUGGUGUGCUGCCCAUUGAUCAGAUGAGGGAAUACACUGCCCCUGCUGAGCUUGUGGCUAGGAGGGUGCCAAAGGACGUGUUGGAGGGCUUCUACGGAGUGAGGAUCCAGACGCUGGAGGUCGAAGAGGGAGGGACGGGCAGGCCGACCGGAUUGGAGGUGCUGACGAGCUACGCUGUUGCGAGAGGUUUCGUCCGUCAAGGUCAAGGAAACCCAGACGAGUCCCGUGCAGCCCGUUACGUGCUCAAAGACUACGUCAACGCUCGCCUUCUGUACUGCAACCCGCCACCAGGCGUAGACGAAGACGAAUUCAAUGCAGCACAGCGUCAGCGUGCCCGCGAAGCCCUCAAGGGCAGGCGAUACGACCCACUCAAGGCCGAAGAUGAAGACGCCAGCGGCACAGCCAACGCAGCUCCUGUGGCUCGAAUUGGCGCCAAGUCCCGAGCACUGGAUGCCGCCUUCUUCUCGACUGGUCAGGAUGGUGGGGCUAGGGCGAAAGGGAGGAAAGGUCAGCCGGGCAGCGGUGUCGUUUCAGGGAGGGUGGGGGCGGAUGGUAAGCCCGUGAGCAGGGCAGAGGCGGCCGCUGCGCAGGGGAUGGCGGCUGGUGCUUCAGGCGGGAAGAAGCAUUUCAAGAAGAAGCAGGGCAAGGUCAGGUAUGCGGGAGUCACCAAUGAGUGGACGGGGGCUCCGUAGAGUGCGUGUCUAGUGGGUAUAAUUGCAAGAUGAUCACAUGCAAUGCCGUGUUGCUCUAUGUGCGCCUUCUUGACUAGGCAAAAUGUACCCCUCUGCGAUGGAAGGCCGCGAGUAGUCUAAGCAAGUCAUCUACAUCCAUCUGCGCCGCCCUCUUCUCAGCAUAAUCGGUAUCCUCGUUGAGCACCUUCCUCAGCAAAUCGUCGAAAGUCUCUCCCUUGUCCAAUACAGUGCCCCUCUGAGAAGCCACUGUCCUCCAAUUCUGCUCCAGCAUCUCCCUCACCCCCUUUGCCUCAAAGCUUGCCCUGACCAUCCUAUUCCUCCUACUGAACAGAACAC
Molecule: messenger RNA, 2520 nt
Organism: Jaminaea rosea
Lineage: Eukaryota; Fungi; Basidiomycota; Exobasidiomycetes; Microstromatales
Product: P-loop containing nucleoside triphosphate hydrolase protein
Exons: 3
Coding region: 55-2184 (709 amino acids)
Biological process (GO): ribosomal subunit export from nucleus
Cellular component (GO): cytosol
Molecular function (GO): GTP binding; GTPase activity
Source: RefSeq, a predicted model, not a curated record